CUCCACAGAAAGUGCAUACGUAUGACCCCCCGAGACUAGUUUGUUGUUGGUCUGAGAAACGUAGGUGCCUCGGCUCGGUUACCUGGCUGCCGCCUGUUGCCCCUUUGCCCCCUCCACUCUGGUGCGCCGCGUUUGAAACACAACAUCAGUCGACGCCCACCACUUGCAUCACACUCAAGUGGUACCCAGCAACUCCCUUCGACUCGGAGCACGCAAAUCUACCUUCCUCUGACUCGGUUUCUUCGGUCCCGAUAACCUUCGUCGCCGCUUAGCAGCCAACAAGCAGCUCGACCGCUUUUCGUCGCGCUGCACCACCUCUCGGAACGCCGCAAGAGCGAGACACACACCAACAGCUCCGAGCUAGUUGGUCUGUCCCGCUGUCCUUGCGCGUCUCUGAGACUCGCAACAUCGCAUGCCCAACCUCCACGCGCACUACUACCAUGGUAAUGUCAAGGCGUUCCGUCAAGAGCUGGACGGAACGGCUACCCACGCGCAAGCUGGAUCCGGCAGCAGCAGCGCCAACGGAGGCACAGGCAAGAGCCUGAACCCCGGCAGCGCGUCGGGUGGCCGUAGCUGGUCAGCAGGCGGCUUCACCUGCCCGCCCGUCAAGGCCGACCCCAAUGAGCGCGAUGGCCUCGGCAGGACAACGCUCCACCUUGCGGCCUCGAGCCUCACACCACAGGCAUACACGUUCUUCACUAUUCUGCUGAGGAGCCCGAACCUGUCGGUCAACCUCCAGGACUACGAGUCGGGGUACACGGCCCUCCAUCGCGCACUGUACGCCGGCAACAUCCGGGCCGCGCGUGAUCUUCUUGCGAGGAGCGAUACCGACAUCUCGAUCAAGGACGGCGAGGGAUUGACGGCGUUUGAUCUCUACAACGGGACGGUCGAGGGGACAAACCCGCCGACUGAUGUCGACGGCACCGAUCUGUAUGCCUGGGGCGUUAAUCGCAACUUUGCUCUCGGAACUGGCGAUUCGACAGACAAGGCGUUCCCAGACAGAAUCAACCUCCUCACCCAGCGCCAGGCGAGCGAUAAUCCCGACCCGGCUCAGCGCUUCUUCCAUGUUGGCAUCAAGGAAGCCAAGAUGGCGAGGUUGCACACGACAGUCGUGACGAACGAGGCUCGGGGUAACCUCAGCUUAUCGGGCUUUGGGUCUGGUGGACGCCUUGGCAGAAGUGUUCACUCGCAGCUGUCCCUCCUCCCCCUUCCUGACUUGCAGCACACGAUUGUGGGGACGGCACUCGGCCAGGACCACACUCUGGCUCUCACAUCUGGGGGAUACAUCCUCUCGUGGGGAAACAACCGGUUCGCUCAGCUUGGGUACGCGAUCGAGGCGCCCGAGGUGCCCAACCCGUUCGCCAAGGACGGCGACGAGCUCGUCCAGGCCCAGCCAAAGCGUAUUAUCGGCCCCCUGAAGAAGGAGUGGGUCCGUGGUGUGGCUGCAGGCCGCAUGUCAAGUGCAUGCUGGACGGCUGAUGCCGUGUGGACAUGGGGCACCAACCUCGGCCACCUCGGCUAUGAGAAGGCGGCCAACCCCGUCCAGGUGAACCCGCGCAAGGUCACCUCCAUCUCACAACCCGUUAUCGACGUUGCGCUAUCCGACUACGCCAUGCUCUGUCUCCUCGACUCGUACGAAGUGCUCUGCUUCCACCACGAUACCAACUUUAAAAUCAACUUUGGCGGCCCUCAGAGGUCACUUAGGACUCCUAAAAACCCAGGCCAAGUCAGCCUCGACCCCGAGAUCCGCAAGGUCACCUCGUGUGGCCUCACCUUUGCCACCCUAUCCAGGAAAGGUGAUGUCUGCACCUUCCAGCUGCCUCACCCAUCGGAAGAGGCCACCAAGGACGCGCGUGACCGAUAUGUCACCGUUAAGCCUCAGAUUCAGUGGGCGCUCCGCAAGAACUUCACUGCCGUCAGGGAUCUUGCCCUCGGCUCGGAUGGCACGCUGAUCGUGUCCACCGCCUCGGGCCACGUAUUCGUGCGACAGCGGUUAAAGGCUGGCUCUGGCCAGCUCAAGUUCAGGCGCGUGCCGUACCUGCAGCGAAUCAUCAAGGUCGCGUGCAACGAGUCUGGCGCGUUCGCGGCGGUUCGCGUGGACGCCAAGCCCACGCCCAUCGAGUACAAGGGCAAGACGUUUGAGGAAGACUUGUUCCUCUUACAGCCUCACUUCAGGCGAUUCGAGCACCAGAUGACCGACGAGGACUUUGAGCGUCACCAGUCGGCUGCCAAAGCCACAGACGAGGACGAGGACGAAGGGUCUAACCCGGUCGCCCACGACAUUACGAUGGCAAUCUCGAUGUGCCAGAUCUUGGAGCGAUGGCAGGCGACAAGUAGCGACUCGCUGUUUGCCUGGGGCCAGCCGCUGCUUGGUAGCGAUAUCAAGCUGGUUGUCGGCGAGUAUGCCAUCCCAGCACACAGCGUCUUGCUAUGCCUUCGGACACCAGUGUUCGCCCGCGCUCUCUCUGGCGCAAAGGUUGACGGCAUUACGCUCGGCAAGGAUGGGGAUGGACCGACGCUCGAGCUCGACGCAUGUCACCCCCUCGUUGCUCUCCUUCUCCUCCAGUUCCUCUACUCGGACAACAUCGCAGCUGUUUGGGACUCGAGAGUUGCCCACAUUCUCCAGGACAAGUUCAAGGAUCUCAAGCUGCCCAUCGGGGAGAUCAAGGCCGACGUGCGUCGGUUCGCAGAGGUUCUUGAGCUCGCCCCUCUUUCACCUGUCCUGCAACUCUUGUCAAAAGCGCCAAUCUCUCAGAGUACAUUGGCCCCCGACGUCGCCACGUUCUUUGAGCAGACGUCGACACCGCCGUCCGACCUGUGCGAUAUGAUUGUCUCGCUUGCAGACCGCGAUGUCGCGUGCCAGUCGGUCCUGCUGCGCGCACGUUGCCCGUUCUUCGAGUCCAUGUUCGCCGACGGCGAAUGGGCUGUCGAGCGUGACGAGAACAACAAGGCCGUGAUCGACAUGCCCCACCUUCGCUGGCGGCCAAUGAACCUCGUGUUCAGGUUCAUCCACGAGGGUGUCGAGGACGACCUUUUCGACUACCUCCACCAGGAGACGCUCGACGAGUUCUUGGACUUUGUGUUCGAGGUCAUGGCGGCCGCAACAGAGUUGCUAAUGGACCGUCUGGUCCUCGUGUGCUCGCGCGUCAUCGCCCGACACUGCAACCCGUACAACGCGGCGGCGUUGGCUGUCGAGGCAUCGUUCUACCAGGCGACGACGCUCAAGCUCAGCAUCUUCGACUACAUCAUUGCGUGCAUGGAGACCAUGCUGGAAAGCGGUCUCCUGGACGACAUGGACGAGGACGUCAUGAAGGACCUGUGCGGCGUCAUUGCGGCCAAGCAGCGUGACAAGGCCAUUGUGCCGAGGACCGGUCUGCUUGUCGACGACUUGAUGGCCAAGCACCGCGAGUGGAUUGCAGUGCAGGACAUACCUGUUCCUCGGAUUCGCGUUCCUCAAAGAUGGAAGCCAAAGUCGCCACGGAUCUCACCGGCCGACACGACGUCCAUGUCGCAGAUCCACAAGCGGCCACCCAAAUCGACGCUGGGGACACCAGACUUGAAGCCAUUGCAGCCGUCGAUUGCAGACGAUGACAUCUUCUCUAUGGAUGACGAGCCGACGUUGUCAUCGUCCCCCGCUCUGGGCCCGUCGCCGGGCUCACGGGGUGCCGCUACACCGAACACACGGCCUAUUACCCCUCUCAACUUGCCAAGCAGCUCGGCUGGCGCGGGUAAGGGAGCCGUGUGGAAGUCGAGGACGGUGGAGUCGGAGAAGGUCGACUUGCGCAGUAUUAUGGCCGAGGCCGCGGCAACGAAGAGACCGGCAGUGCCGACCACCCCGGCGUCCAAGCUUGGUACAUCGCCAUCACUUGGAUCGUCUCCUCGGAUGACACCAGCAGGCCCGCCACGAGCAUCGACUCCAGGUAGCUCGGGUUCGCCAUGGCGUGCGGUGGACACACGGAGGACGUCGCUCACGGGCAUCCAAAACCAGCAGUCGGCACCGCCUGCUGCCAGCUCGGCCCUUGCUCGUGCGGCUACGUCUCAGGCGUCGCCCGCACCGCAGCGCAACCUCAUCACACCGGUCAAGAUGCAACCGGCAACAGUCACGCCGCGACGAGCGGCAGGAGGCGCGGCAUGGGCAACGCCGACAACGUAUGCGGCUCCGCAGCCUCUGGCCGGGCCGAGCACAUCUCCCGCUGCGUCCAGCAUGCCUGCAUUCUCGUUGCUGGCUAUCCAGCAGGAAGAGCGCCUGGCCGCCGAGAAGACUACCCCCAGAGCACCAAAAAGCUUCACCGAGAUCCUCAAGGAGGAGAAGGCCUCCAAGGCUGCGGCCAAAGAGGAGGAGAACUUCUUGCGCUGGUGGCAGGAGGAGGAGUCUAGGCAGAAGGCGGCGACGGGCUCCUCGGGUUCGCAGCCAGGCGCUGCGGCUGCGAACAGUGGCCGGGGCCGUGGCCGAGGAGGGCAACAGCAGACCCGCGUCGCGAAACGUGGGGGGCGCGGCGGUGGCGAGGGCCCAGCCAAUGGAGACAACCACGACACGGCGGACACGCGGGGUGGGUCCGGCGGCGCUGGCGCUGGUGGCCGUGGGCGAGGCCGAGGAGGCGGCAAACACGGCGGGCGCAACUCGAACGGCGGCAGCAACGGGGCUGAGGAGGCGACCAAGCCGAACGGCAACGGUGCACCGAAGGCGAAUGGCCAGAGUGCCGCGGUGCUCAAGGCCAGCGGUAGCGCCAACUCCCCCGACGGCCCUGCCAACGGCCGGACCCCUGGCGAGCCGAGACGGGCCAGAGGACAGCGAGGAGGUGGAGGGAGGGGAGGCAAGGAGGCAAAGGAGGACAAGCCGAAGGCAGUAGUCGUGUAGUGCAGACAAUUGAAGUGCAUCCAACCAUAUUCUCUAUCAUCAUACACAGCUAUAAGUACGGCAAUGCAUGGGUAGGGAAGAGGAA
This is a messenger RNA of Vanrija pseudolonga, 4943 nucleotides long. It is a transcript of the gene btb1, whose product is annotated as BTB/POZ domain-containing protein 1. The record is from RefSeq and is a predicted model, not a curated record. Gene Ontology annotation, molecular function: protein binding. Bases 413 to 4858 code for a protein of 1481 amino acids. The transcript has 7 exons. Lineage: Eukaryota; Fungi; Basidiomycota; Tremellomycetes; Trichosporonales; Trichosporonaceae.